AUGGAUGUGAGCCUUACGGUAGAAAGAACGAAAAACUUAAGGAUGAAAAUGCAUGCAAAGCAGAUUAUGAAUAGAUGCUGUAGAUCAUAUAUUGACAUAUCAGCAGAGGUGAUUGAAGUUGCUCCGACUAAUUGCGUCGUAGAAAUAUCAAGAUCUGCAGGGGAGCUCGGAACAUACAGAGAAUUCUGUAAGAGUUUAUCAAGUCAGCUGAGAGAGGAACCUGCUGUUUCAUCACAAAUGCAAGAGUCUGAUGUGGUCAGCAUUCAAAGCCAAAGUAUCCCCAAAAAAGAAAGCUCUGAGGAGUCAAAUUCCAGAAAAAUUAAAGACCACCGUGGCUAUUCAUCGUCUUGA
This is a messenger RNA of Prunus armeniaca (apricot), 351 nucleotides long. NCBI's taxonomy places the organism in Eukaryota, Viridiplantae, Streptophyta, Magnoliopsida, Rosales, Rosaceae. The record is from the annotation of a GenBank genome assembly.